This is a messenger RNA of Neocloeon triangulifer, 3501 nucleotides long. It is a transcript of the gene Klc, whose product is annotated as kinesin light chain. Gene Ontology annotation, molecular function: kinesin binding. The coding region runs from base 415 to 2397 and encodes 660 amino acids. Gene Ontology annotation, cellular component: membrane-bounded organelle; kinesin complex; cytoplasm. The transcript is spliced from 13 exons. Gene Ontology annotation, biological process: microtubule-based movement. NCBI's taxonomy places the organism in Eukaryota, Metazoa, Arthropoda, Insecta, Ephemeroptera, Baetidae. The record is from RefSeq and is a predicted model, not a curated record.
GAAAUCGUUGCGAAUUUCACCGAUUUCUCCCCUGUUUGGGAUCAAAAGUGCCUGCAAACACGCGGAAAUCAUUGUGCGAUCUGUAGUGCUGAUUUUGCCGGUGUUUUGACCGACGUUCAUGCUGGAAUUCUCACCGAAAAAGGAGCAAAAGUGCAGAUCGAUCGCCGAAUCUCAAGAGUCCCCCGUCGUGUUCUCAGCAGCUGCUGCAAUAAAAAACAAACGAGCAUCGUAAUUGGAGGAGAGGCAUCAAAAUCAUUUCGGGUGAGUUUCGUGUUUUCGCCGCUUUUCCGGGAAUUUCUCGCCUCCCGACGCUUGCUUUUCCACGACUGGCCGAAUCUGCAACUCGAUGGUGCUUAAUAAGUUGUAAAUAUAACGCACAGUUGCAGCUGUCGACCAAAUAAUUUAGCCUCAUAUAUGGUGUCCUCCGUCAACGCAAUGGAUGGGAAGCCUGGGUCGAAAAAGAUAGAGAGUAUUGGCAGGAUGACGCAGAUGACGCAAGAUGAAAUUAUCACCAACACCAAAACGGUGAUGCAGGGCCUGGAGGCCCUGAAGAAUGAGCACAACUCGAUCCUGCAUGGCCUCGAUGGCACCACCGGUUCGCAGCCGUCCUCUCUGCAGUCGGAACCAAAUGUAGUCGAAGAGAAGUCCACCCUUGUCCAGAAGUCACUCGAGAUGAUCGAGCUCGGGCUUGGCGAAGCUCAGGUCAUGAUGGCCCUCGCGUCACAUUUGCAAAUGGUGGAGGCCGAGAAGCAAAAGUUGAGGACGCAAGUCCGAAGGCUGUGUCAAGAAAACGCCUGGUUACGAGACGAGUUGGCAAACACACAACAAAAGCUGCAGGCCUCUGAGCAGGCGGUGGCGCAGCUGGAGGAGGACAAAAGACAUCUAGAGUUCAUGGCGUCGAUCAAGAAGUACGACCAGGACAUCCAGAAUGAUGAGUCGACAACCGACAAAAUGGACAAACCCAAGCAGGACGACCCAGUUGUAGACCUGUUUCCCGAUGAAGAUGAUAAUGAUAGAACAAAUAUGUCACCGACUCCCCAGAGCCACUUUGCGCAGCAGGUGAAUGCCGGCUACGAAAUUCCCGCACGCCUCCGCACUCUGCACAACCUGGUGAUCCAGUACGCGUCGCAAGGCAGGUACGAGGUUGCCGUCCCCCUGUGCAAGCAGGCCCUCGAAGACUUGGAGAAGACCAGCGGGCACGACCAUCCGGACGUGGCCACCAUGCUCAACAUCCUGGCCCUCGUUUACCGAGAUCAAAACAAGUACAAAGAGGCUGCUAACCUGCUGAAUGACGCGCUUGCCAUCAGGGAGAAGACCUUGGGCGAAAACCAUCCGGCGGUCGCGGCAACUUUGAACAAUCUGGCUGUUCUUUACGGAAAGAGGGGAAAGUACAAGGAGGCUGAGCCUUUGUGCAAACGUGCCCUAGAGAUAAGGGAAAAAGUUCUAGGGAAGGAUCACCCAGAUGUGGCCAAGCAGCUCAACAAUCUUGCCCUCUUAUGCCAAAACCAGGGAAAAUAUGAAGAGGUGGAGCGGUACUACCAGAGAGCCCUCGAGAUCUACGAGAGCAAGCUAGGGCCCGACGAUCCCAACGUAGCCAAAACCAAGAACAACCUUGCGUCCUGCUAUUUGAAGCAAGGCAAAUACAAAGAGGCUGAGAUCCUGUACAAGCAGGUGCUUACCCGUGCCCACGAGAGAGAGUUCGGCGCCAUUGACGGUGAUAACAAGCCCAUCUGGCAAGUGGCUGAGGAGCGCGAGGAGAACAAGCACCGCAACAAGGAGAACGUUCCUUACGGCGAGUACGGCGGCUGGCACAAGGCAGCCAAAGUUGACUCGCCCACAGUCACCACCACCCUCAAGAACCUGGGCGCCCUUUACAGGCGGCAGGGCAAGUACGAGGCGGCCGAGACCUUGGAGGACUGCGCUCUCAGGUCAAGGAAAGAGGCCCUUGACAUUGUGAAGCAAGCCAAGGUGGCCCAGAUCCUGGGUGGAGAGACUGUUGCUGAAAAGCGACGCAGCUCUGGCGCAUCGUUAAGCAGCAGUAUGACCGGUUCAAUGGGUCACCGGAGGAGAGGGUCGAGGGAGAGUCUGGAAGCUGUACAAUUCGAGGCUGGUUCCGAAGAGUACGGCAAUCUGAAGAGGAGCGCCUCCUUCUCGAAACUGCGCGCCUCAAUCCGUAGAAGCAGUGCCAAACUGAUGCAGAGGUUUACAAACCGAUCCGUCGACUACAAAGACUCGAUAGAAAAUUACAACAACAGCAUGAAGCGCGCAAGUUCCCUGUCCGUUCUUAGUAAUCAGUUAGCAGAUCAGGUUCCUGGAGAGAAAAAGAUGUCACCAGCUGGCUUACGAGGCAGGACUGCAAGUUCUGAAUAUUUGCGAAGGCUUCAGGACCCAUCAUAGCGACUCCAAACCCAGCAGCUCUCUCUCAUCAUAAAACACACACUCUCUCUUUGAACUUUUCACUCGAUUGACCCUCAGCCUGAAUGGAUUAUUUAAGAAUAUCACAAUUUUGUGUUGCAAAACGUUUUUCCUCAAAAGCGCUUCUUGCCAGCCUAGUUUGCCUGACGGAGAAGACUGGAUUUAAAAAAAGAAAGAAAUCAAUGAAAUUUAGGCUUUUGAUCUUUGUUCAGUUGAAAUAAAAAUUAUUUAAAUAAUCGAGGCUGUCCGUGCCAUGUUCAAAUCGCAAGUGUGGACAUUUUGUAUGUUUUUAAGUGUAAGGAUGGAGUGAGUGGGUCGGGAUGUGAAAAUCUCAAGAUUUUUGUGGUUACGGGAUGCUGAAUGCCUUACUUGAUUUUUGCAACUUGGUUUCGCGCCUUCGUCACUAGUGGAUAGACUGGAAUGUGUAUUUUUUUCUAUAGCUUAGUUGCGAAUAUGCUUAACAAAUUGCCGUCUCUUGCGCUUGAAUAGCUGAGAGAAAUCAUUCAUUCAGGCUCAGUGAUACACGAAACGAAAAUCUCAAUUUUUCCGUUGAGUCACUCUGUAAAAUGCACACAUACAAAAAGGGCAGAAUUAUUUGAAUCAAGGAAGAAGUAAUUAAGUUAGUAAAAUAGUUAUAUAAAACACACGCGCGCGUAAAACUUAAUUAAUACUUAAAAAUUUUUAUUUGUGUAAGGAACAUUUUUGAUUUCCUUGUGAAUUUUCAUUAUAUUAUUUCUUUGUGAUAAUUAUUUUCCUUUUUAAUUUAUAAUUUCCCUGAGAAAUGUCAGAAUGACUGUUUUUAACGAAAAACCUAGGAUUUUUUUAUUAUUAAAUUGUAAUUGAAAUUUGAUUCCGCAGCACUUUUGUGUUGAUUUGAUUCCGUGUUUGAUGAAAUCAUACAUAGCAGUCUGUAUUUCAUGAUAGGUUUGUGUUCUGUUGACGCGGAAACGAUUUAUUAUAUUGUUUGAAAAGAUGUGUUAUUUUAAAAUUUUAGCAUUAAUAUGCAUCUUGCUUAACGAUAAAUAAAAAUAAUGUCGAUCAAUGGCUACAAAGUGCUAAGCUUCAAUAAAUUUGUGAAACUGGAAA